Dimorphilus gyrociliatus is the source of this 1187-nucleotide messenger RNA. NCBI's taxonomy places the organism in Eukaryota, Metazoa, Annelida, Polychaeta, Dinophilidae. The record is from the annotation of a GenBank genome assembly.
CAGAUCGCUGUGAAAGCUCCAACUGACAUUUUCGUUCUACUCUGAAAUCGUAAAUAUUGUAUUUCGCAAUAAGGUAAGUUGGUCUAUUUUGUCCUUGUUUAUGAUCAUCUAAUCAUUCGUUCAUUAUUUUCAUUCUAGUAAAUAUGACACUUGCUGUAAAAGCCUACCUGACUUUGAAAGAUCGUCAAGAAAUUCGUCGAUUUGAAAUUGAUCCCGCUGGAGGGUUUGGAAUUUUACAGAAAAAAGCAUUUUCAAUAUUUCCAGGUUUGAACCAAGACGCCAUUAUUUUCUCUUGGAAAGACGAAGAAGGAGAUGUGAUUAAUUUCUCAACCAGCGAAGAACUCUGUCAAGCUAUUUCUGGCUCGAAAAACUUACUGAAGAUAUAUCUUACCGAUUCGUUAGAUGUAGCUAGUAAUUCAGAGCCUUCUGGACAAAAACAUCCAGGUGUUAUUUGUGAUGGUUGCGAUGGUGAUGUAGUAGGGUACAGAUAUAAGUGCCUACAAUGUCCUGAUUAUGAUCUUUGUUGGAAGUGUGAAAAAAAGAAUAUUCAUGUUAACCAUGUAAUGGCCAGGAUCACCGAUCCGAGUCAUACCCGUUUCCCACGUAUGUUUCCUUUUGCUGGUGGAUUUCAGCGUCACGGUUGGGGACCUCGCGGUUGCCACAAGGGUAGAGGUGGCCCAAGAGGAUGGUGGGAUGGAUGGUUCAAUCGAUUUGGUCAGCAACGUCCCGAAAAUUGCGGCCCCAAAACUGAGGGGGCUACUAAUUCAAAUGAAGCCCCAACUGAAGAUGAAAGAAAACAGGAGGAAAUAUACUUAAAAACUAUUGGAGAGACUGUUUCCGCCAUGCUAGAUCCAUUUGGUGUGGAUGUUGCAGUCCAUAUUGAUCAUAAUGGAAAAAGAGAAACUGUUUCUGGCGAGAAGACUGCAUCUUGCCCCGAAGCAGCAUCAGAAUCAAAAGAACAAGAAACAAAGAAACCCGAAGAAAAGAAUCCAGCAGACUGGUGCAUGGUUGAUGAUGACAUACAAGAGGCUGUGUCGAAAUCCUUAGAAGAAAAACGCGUUAACGAAAUAGUUUCGAAACUUCAAAAUAUGGGAUUUGUAAAUGAUGAUCAAUGGUUGACCAAUCUUGUCAAAGAAAAGAAAGCCGAUAUGAACGCCGUACUUGAUGCGAUACACUUUAAAGUUUAA